Messenger RNA from Sodiomyces alkalinus F11, 1791 nucleotides. RefSeq lists its product as hypothetical. Gene Ontology annotation, biological process: DNA-templated transcription. Gene Ontology annotation, molecular function: DNA binding; zinc ion binding. NCBI's taxonomy places the organism in Eukaryota, Fungi, Ascomycota, Sordariomycetes, Glomerellales, Plectosphaerellaceae. The transcript is spliced from 3 exons. The coding region runs from base 1 to 1791 and encodes 596 amino acids. Gene Ontology annotation, cellular component: nucleus. The record is from RefSeq and is a predicted model, not a curated record.
AUGUGCCAGGCUCAUGGAAGUGACUGCGCUUUCCCUCCCAGCCCAGAAUCCAAUCAAAGAAACAAAGGAGCCUCCAGGAGGGGGAAGGCUAUAGUAGCUCGGUCCGCCCGGCAAUCAUCUGUGACGGCCGCCCCGUCAAACCGAACAAACGAAUUGUCCCUUGGGAAUAACCCCCUGAGCUCGACCAGCCAGCCUCCCUCUACCGUCUUAACCGAGGCCCCGCAAAUUCAUGACAUGGCAAUCUCUCUCGAUCAGGAAGAAGAUGACGACAGCCCUCAUAUUGUCGGCCCAGCUCUCACUAGCGACAACCAUGUUCUUGCUGAUUAUCUUUCCACGGUAUCCGGCGCUCGCGGCGGAACAAGGGGCCUGCCUAUCAUCCGGCCCAUGAUGGGUGGUGAUUCCGAACCCGUCAUGUUCACCAAGGUCAUGAGGCGUCCCCUUGGCAUGGCUAUGAACCCCUCUCCCCCUUCCCUGCAGUUACAGGCCAUCGAGAAGCUCGUCGAGCCGUGGACUGAUCAGGUGGUCGACAUGUACAUGGGCAAGACGAACAUCUGUUUCCCUCUGUUGGACGAAGCCUCCUUCCGAGAUCAGUACCUCAAUGCCCGGGGUCGCAUUUCCCCCGCCCUUCUCUCGUGUCUUUACGCCCAUUCCCUGUCAUACUGGCAGUAUGAUGCUCAUCUCUCCUCCCAACGAUGCCCCGAUGGACGGUUCGUGUGGAACCUGGCGUGCCAAAUCCUUUACUCGGAGCUUCAAUACUCGCCCGGUAUGGCAACCAUCGCCGCCAUGCUGCUCAACGCGGGAGGUCGGCCUUCUACCUCCAUGAUCGGCAAUGGCGUGCUGUUGGGUGCGGCGGUUUCCAUUUCUUACUCCCUCGGCUUGAACCGCAACCCGCUCUCCUGGCAUAUCCCUCAGUCGGAGAAGUACUUGAGAAUGAAGAUUUGGUGGUGUCUUUUGAUUCAUGAUCGUUGGUACGUCUUAGCUUACGGCACGCCGCCUCGGUUGAGGCGAGAACACUAUGACGUCCCAUCUCCGACACAUGAGUACCUGUCAACAUCCAAGGAGAGUCAGGGCGCAGAAGCGGUCUUCAUUUCCGUAGUCGGACUAUCGGAGGUGUUGGAAGGUUUUCUAGACUAUGUUUACCUACUCCCAGGGGGGUCGGCGUGCUCCUCGGUGAGCGAAUUGGAACUCAGCCUCGACAGGUGGAUUGAUUCCUUAGCAGGAGACGUCCGAAAAAUCAUCAUCCGAGGUACUCACCUUGGCGUCCAUGGAGCCUCCAACCUGCGACUCGCCUAUCUUUCGAUCAGACUUCUACUACGGCGUAUUGAACUGAACAACCACAAGCAGUCGACAGACUCGGAUCCGGAGAAGCUGAGUUGUCGUUACGUGCAAGUCCGAAGGACGGCCGAAGAUAUUGUGCUUCUCGUCCAGGAGCUAGACGCCCGUCAGCUUGGAGAUUUCUGGCUCCCGAUGUCUGCUUUUACAUUCUCCCACACGGCGACUCUCUUGAUACGCUGUGCUCUGGAAACGGAGGAGAUGCCAGCUGCACUGGCCAAGAGUCCCUCACUGCUAUUAGCGAGCGAGCUCCUUAAGGCCUUGCGUUCGCAUCAACGACAGCAUGGCUGGGAUCUUGGCGACAUUUGUCUUGCGCAGCACUCUGAUGUCGUUGACAAGUUGUUAACGCCUGAUCCGUCCGAGGACCCUCUAGCCAAUCCCUUCCCGGAAUUGCAGUGCGACUUCAUGCCAGACUUUCCCUUUAUGGACGACUUCUUUUUGGGCCCCAACCCUGAUUGA